Numida meleagris (helmeted guineafowl) is the source of this 2304-nucleotide messenger RNA. RefSeq names its product rho GTPase-activating protein 35-like. NCBI's taxonomy places the organism in Eukaryota, Metazoa, Chordata, Aves, Galliformes, Numididae. Gene Ontology annotation, biological process: signal transduction. The record is from RefSeq and is a predicted model, not a curated record. The transcript has 4 exons. The annotation marks the transcript as partial.
GUUCUCCUUUUGCCUCAAAUUCCUCUCUCUUUGCCCCAAACUCAGCUUUUUCCUCCCAAAUUCAGUGCCUUUUACCCUGAAUUCUCUUCUUUCUGCCCGAAAUUCAGCACAUUUUGCCCCGAGUUCUCCUCUUUUUGCCCCAAAUUCAGCUCUUUCUGCCCCAAAUUCAGCCCCUUUUGCCCUCAGUUCUGCAAUCUUCUUGCUCCAGGUCUCAGCACCGAGGGCAUCUACCGCGUGAGCGGCAACAAGUCCGAGAUGGAGAGCCUGCAGCGGCAGUUCGACCAGGACCACAGCCUGGACCUGGCCGAGAAGGACUUCACCGUCAACACGGUGGCCGGGGCCAUGAAGAGCUUCUUCUCCGAGCUGCCCGAGCCCCUGGUGCCCUACAGCAUGCAGGUGGAGCUGGUGGAAGCCCACAAAAUCAACGACCGGGAGCAGAAGCUCCACGCGCUGAAGGAGGUGCUGCGGAAGUUCCCCAAGGAGAACUACGAGGUCUUCAAAUACGUCAUCGGGCACUUGAACAAGGUGAGCCACCACCACCGCGUGAACCUGAUGACGAGCGAGAACCUCUCCAUCUGCUUCUGGCCGACGCUGAUGCGCCCCGACUUCAGCACCAUGGACGCGCUGACGGCGACCCGCACCUACCAGACAAUCAUCGAACUCUUCAUCCAGCAGUGCCCCUUCUUUUUCUACCACCGCCCCAUCCUCGACCCCCCCAGCGCCGCCCCCGCCUCCCCCUCGGCCGCCGUCCCCCCCCCCGGCGUCGUCCCCUUCGCCCCCAUCGCGGCGCAGCCGUCGCCCCCCAGGACCCCUCCGCCGUCGCCGCAGUCGCCCGUCCAAGCGCUCCUCCCGGCCCCGCUCCACGCGGAGCAGCACUCGCUGUGAGCCCCGGGGGGGCGCGGGGGGGCGGCGUUGGUGGGUGGGAGAAACGAGGGGGAAAGAAAAAGAGGAACAAAGGAGAAAAACAAAACAGAAAGCGGAAAAAAAAAACAAAACCGACAACCACACCGUAGAGCUCGGCCCGGGCUCGGGCGCCGCUCGCCCUCUCCAUUCCCAGCGUAGACUUGUGGGGCCAGGAGGGGCUCCCGUGUUCGGGGCGGGGGGUGAGGAGCUCAGCGCUGGGCUUUGGGCUCGGACUCGGUGCGCUGAGCGGAGCCCAAUGGGGUGGGGGUGGCGGAGCCCCCGACGUGCCCGGGGAUGCCGCGGAGCGACGCGGCCCCGCCGCGUCUGACGUGGGGUGGUGCAGCCCGGGGCUCUGCUGGGGGGGUCCCACAGGGUCCGGUGCUCACCCGGCGUGGUCCUGCGCGUGCUCCGGUGCGGUGUGGUGCAGCCCAGGGCUGUUCCGAUGGGGUUGGAUGUGACCCAGGAUUUGUCCGCUGUCAUCCGGUGCGGCGCGGUGUUCGUCCCGUGGGCUCCAGGCUCCUCCAGCGCGGUCGGGUUUGUGUUCUGCUGUGGUCUGCUGCAGCCCAGGGCUCGUUUGACCCGACCCAGCGCUUCCCCGCCGUGGUCCAGUGCUCGUCCAGCUCAUCCGGUGUGAUCCAGGGCUCGUCCAACACGGCGCGGUGCGGUCCGGCGCUCAUCCAGCGUCACCCAGUGUUCGUCCAACUUGUGCAGUGUUGCCCAGUGUUCACCCAGCGUGGUCCGACGUGCAUGCCGGUGCGCUCUGGAGCAGCCCAGGGCUCUCCCGGUGGGAUCCGCCGUGACCCAGCACUCACCCGGUGUGGUCUGAUGUAGACCAGGGCUCAUCCAGUGUGGCCCAAUGUGAGUUCUGAUGUGUUCUGGUGCGGCCCAGGGCUCUUCCAGUCUGGUCCAGCGUGGCCCAGGGCUCUCCUAAUGGGGUCUGACGUGGUCCAGUGUGAUCCAGCGUGGUCCAGCGCUCAUCCAACACGCCCCAAUGCUCAUCCAACGCGCCCCAACGUUCAUCCAACGUGGCCCAGUGCUCAGAGCUCUUCUCAUGGGUUCUGAUGUGGUCCAGCGCUCAUCCAACGCGCCCCAGUGUUCAUCCAACGUGGCCCAGAGCUCUUCUCUUGGGUUCUGUUGUGGUCCAGGGCUCAUCCAGCGCGGUCCAGCGUGAGGUGUGAUGUGAUCUGACGCAGCCCAGGGCUCUUCUGAUGGGAUCCAGCGCGUCCCAGCACUCAUCUCGUAUGGUCCAACAUGAUCCACCAUGGUCCAGUGCUCAUCCGAAGUGGUCCAGCGUGAGUUCUGAUGUGGUCUGACACAGCUCAAGUCUCUUCCAAUGUGGUCCAGAGUGGUCCAGGGCACUUCUGAUUGGGUUUUAAGUGGGCUAGCACUCAUCCAGUGUGG